AUGCUCUGGGAAGAUGCUGGAUCGCUGGACUCACCAUGUCCUCAGGUGCUGCCAGCCCUGGACGCGCCACAGGAGGAGGACGACGGAACGACGCAGUCACCGCAGGAAGCAUGUGAUCCUGAGCGUGGGAUCACCGCCUUUCUGUAUCUGAACACCCCUGCGUGGCCACCGGAGUGGGGAGGAGCUCUGAGGUGUCAUUUGGGCUCCAUCUCCCGUGACGUGUGGGGAGAUGGGGGUCGACUCGUUCUUCUCCGCGAGGCGCACAGCUAUGAGCUCCUGCCGUCAAGGCGGCCGCAGACGGUGCUGAUGAUGCGGUUGGAGGGCAUGCUGGUGCAACCGGAGCCCAGGAGGGCAAAUCCAACCAGGAGCAGUAUGGCCCUGGCUCCUCGUGCACACGCUUCGGAGGUGAGAGAGGAGGAGGAGGCAGUGGCUGCUGCCCUGGCAGACACCGCGCCAGCUCGCGAGCUUCCUCCGGUGGACAGCGAUCGGGACAGAGGGCCAGAAGAAGCGGGGCCAGAAGAGGCUGUCCAAGCAGCUGACAGGCACAUGGCCGCAGCAUCGGCUGAGAAUGAGGUCGAGAAGGUGCAAAUGACAUCAUGGGAG
Messenger RNA from Symbiodinium natans, 603 nucleotides. The record is from the annotation of a GenBank genome assembly. NCBI's taxonomy places the organism in Eukaryota, Dinophyceae, Suessiales, Symbiodiniaceae.